Amoebophrya sp. A25 is the source of this 5030-nucleotide messenger RNA. NCBI's taxonomy places the organism in Eukaryota, Dinophyceae, Syndiniales, Amoebophryaceae. The record is from the annotation of a GenBank genome assembly.
AGCGCAAGCAUGCAAAUGUGUUUUUUCUGUCCUCCGGCACGCACAAGUGUCUAACUAGUACCCACAAUCACCCAAUCCUCAGCCUCACCUGUGCAUAUUUCAGUUUUUGUUGUAUUGUUUGAAAUCUCCUUUACAGUUUUUUCGUCAUGUUGUAGAUCCCUCCGCAUUGAUUUUGAGGAGCAGUACGAUAAGAUGUUGAUCACAAAGACGGGGGCGGUUGCUUCUAGGACAUCAAGCCUGCAUCUUUGCACUUGUACAAUGUCACAUGUGAGGACUCAUGACUCCUUCGCCUACUCCUACUUCUAGGUACAAUUACCCAGGUAAAAAGUGAAGCCCAAAACCAACCUGCUCUCCCUCUCUUCGAUUUCAAACAAGCAAGCAUCACCCACGACCCUAGCCUCAACGUCAAUUACUACGCUCGAUGAAGUAGAACUUUUCACCCUACAACUUCACGAAAACCACGGCAUCUACAUAAUGGGUUGCGGUGGCAGCAAGCAGCGACAAGCACCUCCCGCUGAGGCUGCUACACCUACGAAAGAUGAGCAAAACAAGAAAACCUUGUUGACUUCAGCGACGCCUGAACAAGGAGGAAAAACAGCUACAGAGACGUCUGGGAAUGCAGCUCCUACUGGAAUCACUUCUGGCGAUACAGAAGUGAAGGCUACGACUACAGCUGGAACAACUGCAACUGCUGCCGCAGUCACAGCUGCAGGUAAAGACGCUACAACAACUGGUGUUGAACUACAUCAACAAGAUGUACUCGGACUAGGAGAGAAGAAAGCCACUAGUACGCCACCAUCAAGAAGGAAGCCCAGUACGGGAGAUGAAGGACUAGAGGCUACCAAGCCUGUAUCCGCAGAAGGCCAGCUUGUAGUCAACUCCGCAGACCUUGGAGAAAUCACCAUAAACGAAGGGGUAGAGGGAGAAGCUAUAGAUUUAUGGCAAGUGGUUGUGAACUAGCAGUAGAAGGAAGUUCCUUCUACACAAGCAGAUGACAAUGUCACGCGGGCUUCGCAUGAUUUUCUUCUGAGAGAAGCUCACUCGUCGUGCUAUACCACGGGAGUAUCCUCAGGACAUGAAUAACAAGUAAGUACAACUAUCUCAUGUAACUCAUUCAUGAUCACUGAAGACUUCUUCUCUCACACCCCGACGCCUACCUAUACCCCACUCUCGUCUCUCCCUCUCUCCUCGUCUAACCAAAGUCGCCAAGCACUAUUCCAUCUCUUUCCCAACCUCACGCUUCGAUCCGCUGGAGACUGACUUCUAUACUGCAUCCUUCGACGAUUCAGCGGCUGCGCGCUUGCAAAGAAGUUGCGGCAUUUUCGACGACGUGAACACGACUAGCCCCAACCAUGCGGCUAAUACCGCGAACCUGGUGCCGCUGUUCAAAACAGAAGUUAUGGACGGGGACAGGACCCCUAUAAUAGAAUGAUUUAUAGAACGGAUGUAGGAUGGACUUGGAUGGAUCGGAUGGACCCCCCUAAAUCUUCCGGUCCUACUUGGAAUGGUGGGAAGUCCAUCCGUUCCAUCCGAUCCAUCCCAUCCCGGAUCUGGCGCCCGUAUGUAUAAACUAUUCUAGUAUUUGCACACAGGAGCAUGCAGAAUAUGAAUAAGUAGCUAGAACUAGGUCGGUUUGAAUUGCUUUCGGAAUUACUUAGGCUAAGAACUUGUGCCAAUAAAUCCACCGAGUCAACACAUAGUACCACUAAACCACAAAAAAUUGCUGGCAAGCCCGUUUCAAGCUCUCCCGUUCUCGGUCUCGGUACCACAGUUGCCCCUGCAGAGCAAUUUACAAUCAAAACACCAGCUGAUGAGGAGGUAGCUUGGGGAACGCACAUUUGGAAUUUCGAUUUUCUUAAGUUAUGGCAAUCUUCGAUUCUCUUUCUAUUCCUCCACCUCCAGGAUCAUAGUGUUAGAGCGCCAUAAAGUAGACGGAGACUCAUACAUAGCAUAGAUAAGUACUUGAUGAUACAUCAAGAGCAAGACCAACUAGGACUAGUACAUACGACUAGUACACUGUAGUUACCUCCGCCUACUAUUCAAUAAACCAACUUCUUGUUACAACUACCCCAAUAAUUACAGUAACAACUACACUGUUUGAUGUGUAGUUACUCUACCACCACCACCCUGUAGUUACCUUCGCCUACCUGUACCACCACCCACCGCCUACCUCUACCUCCGCAUACGACUAGUACACUGUAGUAGUUACCUCUGCCAACUUCUUGUUAAUACAACUACCCCAAUAAUUACAGUAACAACUACACUGUUACUAGUAACACUGUUAGUAACUACACUUACUACCCCAAUUAGUAACACAACAGUUUUUAGUGUAAAAAGUAGUUACGCCACCACCACAGACCGCCCUCUUCUAAUCGGAGACGCCGUGUCCAAUGUUCAGUUUCCAUGGGACGAUGCCAAGUUCGGCAAUGAGGUUAGUGAUGAAGACCGUUUUCAUGUUUCGAUGCCCAAUGCUUUUGGGAACUUCAUGGAUGUUGCUACGCCAAUAUCGGACCAGGUAGAAGUUUACUUUUGUGAUGAAUUUUUAGCAACUUCUGGGUAGAAGUUGGAUCGUCGUGUGACGCUCAGAUUUGGCGGCGUGUCAUACCCAUGCAGAUGUGCUGACUUGCUCACGUGGCCCCGCUGCGUCGGGUUGCGCCUUAGUUGUUCUACAGGGGUCGAAUGUACGGCUUCUCGGAUAGGUGUAGAUUUGUGGCCGAGUGUGCGGUCUUAUUCGCCCCCAGUAUGUAACUCGGAUGACAAUUUAGUUGAGCAUGUUAAUUGAUUGUUUGAAAGGGCGGUGGCAUAUAGUCCUAACGCAAAAAAAAAACUCUACGGGUCCUAGGAACAGAGCACCAUCAGAGGCACACACAUGAUAUGACAUGACACAUAGUUGGAUCGUGAAGUAAGGCUGCUGACGAGCUCUAGUUGAUGUAGAGCGGUCUCAUACAUUCUCAUUGGUGCUGAAGUAAGAUCUUCUUGAUCAUCUUCGUUCGUCAACUACAUGUUGAUGUCUGUAGUUCCCUCAAAUCCACUUGCCCUUAAGCAGGUCUUCGCCGGCCGAAAGCGUAUUGGAGAUGUGAAACCACUUCCACAAUUCGUCGAGACCUCCAACUUUAACACGACUCUCGUUGGAACCCCACGAGUUCCAUUCACGAGUAGCAAAGAGUCAAAGGCUCUCUCCACGGAGAGUGGGGGUUUUACCACUAGCCCUUCGGUUAUGACUUCAUGUUGUAGUUCAACCAUGUUGACCAUGAGCUGCAGACAGACCGUAGUACUAGUAUGUGUAAUCGUACUAGAUCAUGUAGUAGAAUUAGAAGUGAAACUAUACGCGUUCGUUGUCGUAGAGGUUGUUCCACUUGGAUAAGUACAAUCACAACUAACUGUGCUGCAUACAACUCGUCUAAUCCCCCCUCCGGCGCCGCUUACAACAUGAACCUCUUCCCGACUAUGCAUAACACGCUAGUCCCACCGUCAUCGAUUCUAGCGCCGAUCCGUGGCCUCUCAGAAGCAGGUAGUGGAGAAGCGAAAUUUCUUGUUCCGCCAGUCGGUCUGAUAGAUGCCGUACCUGCCAGUGUAGAACGAAUGAACAACACAGCGCGCAAUAUCACAGAGAAAAGCUUGGCGGCAGCGAGUUUGAGUGUUAUGGAUCCGACGAUAUUUCUGUGUCGAGUCAUGUACUACUUCAACUGAGUUUGAAAAUGCACUCACGGCAGUUGCUGUAGUGCACUGCGAUCAACUUGGUUCCAUGUCCAUCAUGCUGUUAGAGAUCACCCUCAUUUUGCUUGAUUACCAUUAGUAGAACCAAACAUGAUGAACCUUGACCCCUCUAACCAAAAGGAUGAGCAGCAAUUGUUGCGCAGCACGGCCUCUGGUGUGGUGCCUUUGCAGUUAGGUGGAAUUUCUUUUGGCGGUGCAGCUGACGGAACUCAGAGUCCGCGGUUGCAAACCUCGCCAUUACGUGCUGAUUUACUGUCGUCGUCACGAGUAUGAUUGGUUGUUCAAGGAAGAUGUGAUGUAAAAAAGGGUGAGAAGCAAGUACGACGACGACCACCUAGAAAAGGAGAAAAAGGACAAAAGCAUAGUCUUAUAAAAAACGGUUCGCAAAUGCCAGGUAAACACAACAGCGCUCGAUGCCAUCUUCCGAGUUGAUGAAAAAUUCUGAAAGCUAAUGCAUGAUGAUAAAGUUAAUACAGUGAGAGGUUUUAUUUCACAUCCACACCACAUCAUUGAUUGUUCCUCGAUUUUCCAUCGCACAGAAUAGUGAAAUUUCAUGUCAUAGAACAGUUGCAGAAUCAGCCGAAUCUGAUGGAUCAAGCUUUGCCUUUGCUACAAUAUUAAAUCACUUCGAUCUACUUCCAUUAGUGACUAAAAACAAGGGAAAUAGAUAAUUUGUUUUAAGGUCGUGACGUUUUUUUGCAGCGCAAUCCAACGCAAGUAAUAUUUGUACUUCGAAGAUCAACAUUAUAUUCUCCUAGCAUGAUGAUGUUGUUUUUCAUAACAUUCAAAUUUAACUUCAAGAAUAGAUGAAUAGACGGCCAGCAUGGUACUAACUACAAGGAACAAUGUAGAAGUCGAAUGAAGAACACAAGAAGAAGAACUUCGACUUGAUACCUUGAUACCCCAAAACAUCACACGAAGUUGCAUUUUGAAGACCAUCGUCCAUUGCACAUUCAUCAUCACAGCACACAGCAUGACCUUCAUCAGCUACAACAACAUCGUUUAGAAUUAGUACCAAUCCGAAAGACAAUUAAGAACAAUGCAGUUGUACAGUAAAAUAUGGUAAACCAUCAAAAACAAAAUUACAUUCAUCAAGUAGAAAAGGAAUAGCAAUUUUACACGAAUUAUAUCGGAGGUUUCGCAUUUAUUUUCACGAACAUUAUCCUCCUGCCGUUUUUAUCAAAAGCUAGUGAACGACUAGAAACAGAAUACGACAUUUGCUACUCAAUCAUGUUGAUGUCCUCGUCAUAAUUUUUGCUACAACAUGAAUAACAAACCAAUCUGGUCCAACCACCCGAGCCAUGAUCCCGCAC